AUGUUCAAAAUGUAUAGCGGUAGUGUUUUCGUUUUACUCUGUUUUCCUGUUAUUAUUUCGUACGUGACGUGCAGCGAUGAACUGAUCGCUUUAAUUCACGUGUUCCGUCAUGGACAAAGAAGCCCUGCUAAUUCUUACAAAAGCGAUCCAUACAAAAACCACUGGGAGAAUUUAGGUCCUAAUCAAUUGACGAUAGAAGGCCGCCGUCAAAUGUACAAACUAGGCCAGGACACGAGAACAAGAUACUCCGAUUUUAUACCGAAAAACUACAGCGUAAACAUCAUCAACAUACAAAGCACCGAUACAGACAGAACACAAAUGUCAGCGCAAUGUUACCUAUACGGAUUGUUCCCAGCUAGCGGCGAUGCUGUGUGGUUGAAGAACGUCGAUUGGCAACCGAUUUCAGUCCAUCCCGUCGAUAAUUCGAUCAUUUACAACGAUAAUACCAACUGCCCUACCUUUGCUUACUUAUAUUCAUUCGUCAUAACUAAUCCCAGGUACUCCAGAGUUAACCAGCAGUACAAAGCCAUGUACAAGUACAUAAGCGAUAACACCGGUGAGAGCGUUUCGGAUAUGGCAAGCGCCUAUUCCAUCCACGAUAUUCUGACGACGGAAAGUCAGGCUGGGUUGGAAUUGCCAGAAUGGACGAAGAAAUAUUUUCCGGAACCGCUGGGUACCGCAGCAGGAUACCUUCUACAAUCGCUUACAUUUACUUUAGACCUUAAGGGCCUCUAUAUUGGACCAUUCCUAAAUACUAUAGUGAAUUAUUUCGAUGCCAUGAAUGUAAACGGCACGUCCUCGCCCAAGAUUCAAGCUUAUUCCAUUCACGAAAGUAACCUGGGUUCCAUAUUAAACGUCUUUGGUUGCUUCGAUCCUCCGCAUGUUCCGGAAUUUACUUCUAGUAUAUGGAUAGAAUUGAAGAAGAACAGCACGAUGGAUUAUGUGAAUGUUUGGUAUAAAAAUGGAGCCAAUUUAACCAAACUCAGUGUGAAUGGAUGCGAUUUGAAUUGCCCGUAUGCACAGUUCAAACAGAACAUCAGGGAUUAUAUCAUCGACAGUGAUAAGUGGUCUGAAUAUUGUGGUUAUAAUUAA
Messenger RNA from Phyllotreta striolata, 1092 nucleotides. The record is from the annotation of a GenBank genome assembly. NCBI's taxonomy places the organism in Eukaryota, Metazoa, Arthropoda, Insecta, Coleoptera, Chrysomelidae.